CUACACAGGAGACAUCUGACCGUUGUUGUCACAGUGCAUAUCCAGACCGACGCUGCAAGAGCGGCUAGGCCAAGAGUACCGCCGAACUCCAUUCAACUUUUAUACUCUUGACACAACUCCACCGCCGCUUGCACUCGACCACCCGCUUAUGAAAGCGCAACAGUCUUCAGCAAUCGUCUGAGUGCAUCCCGCCGCUCGCAUCACCCGGCCCUCUGGGGGCGCAGGGAGACCAACCACCACCACCACAAGGCCCGCUAGAGGCAAUUGAAGAACACACAUCUUCACAAUGGCAAACUUGAGGUUCGCCGUUAGCAUGCAACGGUUAAUACCGUUUCUUGGCUUUCACCAUGUUCUCAUGAUUCUCAUCGCCAUUGCGAUAAUAUUGCUCUCACUGCUACUGGCAGGAUGCUCAUCCACAUCUCCCCUCAUUCCCGGCAUCUUCCUCAUCUCCAUGUGGUACGAACAAUUCACUCCCACCUAUUCACCCGACCAGGUCGACCCUGGUGUCACGGCUGCCAUUGCAAACAUUGUCGGCAACGCCCAGCUCGGUGUUCGUGUCGGCUACUUUGGCAUCUGCAUCAACCGUGAUGGCGGUGGUUUCAUUUGCUCCAACAACGCCACUGCUCUUGUCGACAACGUGUCUGUCGACCAGGACCCCCUCAACCUUGUCUGGGUAGCCGCUACCUUCAAGGAUGCCGUCGUCUUCCCCUAUCUGCUCAUCGUCGCCAUCAUUCUUGCCUUCUUCACCUUCAUCCUCCUCGCCACUUUCCCCGGAUGGCAUGAGGAGAGAGACGAGCGCACUGGAUCCGACGUCGACGUCAAGCCAUUCCCCUCCAGGCCCGUCUCCCAGGUCGCUCUCGCUCUCAUCUUCAUCUCGUCCAUCUUCGUCCUCGUCUCCGUCUUAUGGCAACAUACCGCCUCAGUCGCAGCUGCAACAAUCGUGCAAGAUCUCGGCAACGGUAGCGUCAAGUCUGGUGUCGGCACAUCUGCCAUGGUCCUUGGUUGGUUCGGUUUUGUGCUGCUCAUCAUAGUAACCAUUGGGUUGCUUGUCAUGAUUCUCAGCAUCAUUGUCCUCGACCGCCUCACCGACAAUGACUAAGCGUAUUGACCGGACUGCGAAUGUACUUCGCAGCAUGAUUUCGGAAAGAUGAGCAUUUUGUUGGUGCGAUUAUGUAAUUCGACGCCGACCUGAUUCGGCUUUUCCUUCUUCUGCUCAGUUAUUACAUACCCUUUUUUUUCCUGCGACGCGAAAGCAGUUCGCUGCGUAGAACGAUAUUUUGUGGCAUACCCGGCGUUGAGAUUGGAGUGGUUAUGUUUUGUUUUGUUUUUGCAUCAGAUCGAUUUGAUCCACGAAGGCGAGUUGAGAGGCUCAGCGAGAAAUGUUAAACGAAUAGGAGGAAUGAUUGAAAUCAAAAAUGGACGCUGGAAUGGACUGUAUCUAUGUAGUAAAUGAGAGAAUGAGAAUCGAACACGUCAAAUCAA
This is a messenger RNA of Bipolaris maydis ATCC 48331, 1482 nucleotides long. Its product is annotated as Ca2+ regulator and membrane fusion protein Fig1-domain-containing protein. Gene Ontology annotation, cellular component: membrane; mating projection tip. Lineage: Eukaryota; Fungi; Ascomycota; Dothideomycetes; Pleosporales; Pleosporaceae. Gene Ontology annotation, biological process: conjugation with cellular fusion. The record is from RefSeq and is a predicted model, not a curated record.